CUCCUACAAACAUCCACCACGAGCAGGAAUAUCGGAACUCCUCAGUCAGAUGCAUGGCCUCAGCGCCGCUCAGCUAUGCCACAAAGCUUCGUCCUGAUUGUGUUGCUGCUCUUCAACGCCGCGCGACUCUCCAACGAAGCAGCAUGUACUGGCUGUCUGAAUCCAUUCAAAUGCGACUGUUCUGGAAUAAAAGGCGAAAGGGGAGAACCCGGUAUUCCGGGAAUUCCUGGUAGAAUUGGACUUCCGGGUCUGUCAGGAGCGCAGGGCCCGCCGGGUCCUUUUGGAGAGAAGGGCAUUCGAGGAGAUUUGGGAGACUAUGGAGAAAAAGGAAUCAGGGGAGAUCAAGGCUUCGAUGGACAACCAGGAACACCAGGCAAGCAUGGCUUGUCCGGUCUCCCGGGAACGACGGGGCACAAGGGCAUCGACGGCUGCAACGGCACGGACGGCCAGGCGGGACUGCCUGGCUAUCCCGGUGAGCCGGGCGGCAGAGGCAUGCCGGGUCCGGAGGGGCCACGAGGCAUGCCGGGAGAGCCCGGUGAGGGCGGAGCCAACAGUCCCGGACAGAAAGGAGAUCGCGGAGAGGCUGGUGUCGAUGGACAGCCGGGCCCCCCUGGUAACAAAGGCUACAGAGGUCCACAUGGUGCCAUAGGGCCACCUGGUCCACCGGGCCCCGAAGGUGACGCAGGUCCUCCCGGAAAUCCAGGAGACACGGGAGACUACAGCUACGGAAUCACCGGCCAGAAGGGAGAGCAGGGAGAGAGGGGAGAGAUGGGACCGCCUGGAGUUUCGCCCUAUGUGAACGGGACACACGAGUUGGAUUCCGAAACAACGUACUUGUCCCGAGGUCCCAAGGGUGACAAGGGAAUUCCUGGAGGGUCGGGAUCACGAGGUCGUAAGGGACUUCUUGGUGAUAAGGGUCCUCUGGGCCAACCAGGUCUGAGGGGCCUGAAAGGAGAUAAGGGGGAGCAAGGUAACGAUGGUCCUAGAGGAAAGCAGGGAGUGGUGGGUGCCGUUGGACCAAUUGGAAUGAAGGGUCAAAAAGGUGUUCCCGGGUUCUCUGGUCUACCAGGACAGGAUGGUUUGAAGGGAGAGAUUGGACGUCACGGAUCGUAUGGAAUAGCGGGUCCUCAGGGUCCAGAGGGUCCGCCUGGAAUUUACGAUCCUGAUCUGGAUACUGGUAUAACAGAAGGUGUUAUUGGACCUCAAGGAGAACUCGGUCCCCCGGGUCGAACAGGGGAUAAAGGUCAUAGGGGAAGAAAAGGCAUUGUUGGCUACAUCGGGCCGCCCGGACCUCCCGGGCCUCCCGGAAAUCCGGGACCUCGAGGUCACAAGGGAACUUCAGUCAAGGGAGAACAAGGAGUUGAUGGAGUCCCCGGGACAGUGGGGCCGCAGGGACCAAAGGGCUUCGAAGGGCCGAUGGGGCAGGUCGGCGAGAAGGGCAUCGCAGGGCAGACGGUGGUUGGCCCACCUGGUGAGGACGGGUGGCCUGGUCUACAAGGCUACAAGGGCCAACCUGGAGACAGGGGCGAACCUGGAAUAAUGGGUAUAAAGGGAUAUCCAGGAAUCGGAAGGAACAUAACAGGACCUCCGGGUGAAUUCGGACCCCCCGGACCUCCCGGACCCAAGGGUAAUCCGGGUGUUUUCGGACAGCCUGGCUGGCCUGGCCGGAAGGGAGACAGGGGAGAUGACUGUGGUUACUGUCCACCAGGUAUCGAUGGUUCAAAAGGAGUGAGAGGUGAGGCUGCCAACAAUGGCAUUCCUGGACCUCCCGGUUAUCAUGGCAUUCCGGGCAGGAGGGGCCCCAAGGGCAUCAAGGGGCCAACUGGCCCCAAGGGACCGAGUGGAGUAGAUGGAGCCCCGGGGGCACCAGGUAUCCAAGGAGUGACCGGUGCGAAGGGUGAGAGAGGUAUCAUCUUCCCCCCACCAAAGAACAGCUACCAGCCUGAGCAGGGUGAUAAGGGCUUCAGGGGAAUAGCAGGACCAGUGGGUCCUCCUGGAGAUCCGGGUCCACCGGGACCUCGCGGAAGGCAGGGACGGAAAGGACUUAUGGGAUUCAAGGGAAGUGAUGGAGACAUCGGUCUGUCCGGACUGGACGGUACUCCGGGUUUCAACGCGACGAAGGGCGAGCGGGGUGACGACGCCGAUGUGCCCAAGGAGUACCUGAAGGGAGACCAGGGUGAACCGGGCAUACCGGGCAGGAGGGGACAAAAGGGGGAGACCGGAUCACCGGGAGAGACCGGAUCGUCGAGCAGUGCCAGCAUCAACAACAAGGGAGAAAUGGGAGUCAAGGGACCCAGAGGAGAGCCAGGUGCGUUGGGAAGAAAAGGAUUGACAGGAUUUGGAGGCGAGCCCGGUAUACCGGGAUUGCAAGGACCUCCCGGAACUCCUGGUAUGUCUCCUGAAGGUCCACAAGGUAUAAAGGGAUUCCCAGGCGAGCCUGGAGAACCAGGAACCAAAGGUUCUAUAGGAGUACCUGGCAAAAAUGGCCUGUCAGGAUUGCCCGGUGAACGAGGGCUGAAAGGAGACAGGGGUGACCCGGGAGUGAGCAUCCUCGCGGGAGACCUCGGUCCCCUCGGUGACAGAGGACAGAAGGGAGAGCCGGGAGACGAGGGUCCUAUCGGGUACUCUGGACCACCUGGGUACGAUGGUCCCAAGGGAGUCAAGGGAGGUGUGGGAGACCCGGGCUUUGGCGGCGGUGAAGGGCCUCUGAUCGUCAAACGUCUUCCAAUGAUGUCGUUGCUGCUGAGUUGGAGACCAAACAGCCGCAGGGGCUGCCAUAUCUACCACCUGGGACGAUUAGAAGAAACCGGCAAUAGAUUGGACAAGAAAAUAGAAGAAACAAGUAAUAGUUUGGACAAGAAAAUAGAAGAAACCAGUAAUAGAUUGGACAAGAAAGUGGAAGAAAUGACCGCAAACUUUUUGCAACUCAAAAGUAACGUUGAGGAUUUACAUCGAAAAAUGGAUGAAAAACAAAUUGAAGCUAAGAAUUAUACAAAUGAACAAAUACAAACGGUGAGAAGUGAAUUUGGUGAAAGAAUUCUAAACCAACACCGGGAAAAUACUGAAGCAAAUGGUGAAUUGGAGAGCAAGAUUACCCAGGCCAAUGCUAAGCUAGCUCAGAAUGAUGUGAGGUUAGGUGAAUUGGAGGCUCAGCAAACAAAUCACACGGCCCAAAUAAACCAGCUGAGAGCAGAUGUCACACAGAAUUCAGCUGAAACUUUAAAUCCCGAAGUAAUUAAGGGAUUGAAAACUCAGCUAGAUCAAACUAAAGCCGAGUGUCUACAAAUAAAGAAUAGUUUGGCUAACGUUUCUGGUGGAGUAACCGACCGUGAGGUGCUGCAGUCUGGCGGAAAAAAUUCACACUGCUCCCAACCACGUGACAGCGGUAAAUCCAGUCAUGAAGAAGAGAAAAAUCUGCCUGCUCGUAUUGCGUCAGCUAGUAGUGACAGUUUGCGGGUUCUGCCCCACGAGGCUACUAGUAGUGAUGGUUUGCGGGUUCUGCCUCCCGAAGCUGAUAGAGUUCCCCAUCCAAGUGUUAAUAACAGGAAGGCGAGACCUACUGAAUUGGUCUUUACAAAUGAAUUCAAAAAUAAAGACAACUCCAAUUUAAAUCCAAUAUCUUCACCCAUUAUUCUCGAAAGUUACACCAUUUUCCGAGAGGAUGUCAUAGAUGAUUUGUUAGAUGAUGAAGCUCCACAGGUCCAUAAGGAUAACCAUGGACAAUAUCAAGCCUAUCUGGAUAUAGAAUUGUAUGGUCUGAAAUGUAGAGCUAUGAUAGACACCGGAUCACAGUGUUGUCUUAUUCAAGGAGAUUUCUUUGCACAAAUACAGAGUCUGACACAAGUACCUCUCUUACCACUUACUACUACAUUUAUUAGAGGCAUCAGUCAAGGAAAGCGUAUCAGAGCAUCAACCCAAUGCCUGUUGGAUGUUGAAAUAGAUGGCAUUUCCUUUCCACAUGCCUUUCUUGUUCUACCAGUAAAAUGUCCGCUCUUAAUUAUUGGGACAGACUUCUUGAAAUAUUUCCAAUGCAUCAUCAACUUGAAGCGUAUGUGUAUUACCAUUCACCACAAUGAGGAAGAGGAAGUUUCAGUGACUGUUCCCUUACUGUUAGAAUCACAUAGCGGCGAAGUUAAGACAACAUUCUGGACUCAGGUUACCAGUGACUUUGUUCCUCGUAGUGCUAGUAUGCAUGAAGUUGAAGAGAAAAUGUGUGAAUUCAACAUGCUCAUGAGCGAUAAGAAGGCAAGAGUAAUUGAUGAAACCGACAAACAUUUCUCCAUUCUACUAGAAAAUAUGCAACAACAACCUACCUGGUCUCCAGAUUUGAAGGAGAAAGUUCUGGCUGUACUACAGAGAAAUCGUCAAGUUUUUUCCGAGUUACCUGGGAAAGCUACCCACUUUACCUGCAAGUUGGAGGUGAAGCCUCAUAAGAUGUACUUCCACAAAUCCUACCCAAUACCAUUUGCCAAGCGACUGGCAGCUGACAAGGAGAUCCAACGCAUGGAAGAUAUGGGAAUCAUUGAACCAUCCACUUCACCAUAUAGUCUUCCUCUAGUCUGCGUCUCCAAAAAGGAUGGGUCGGUACGCCUUUGUCUUGAUGCCAGGGCCCUCAACAGUGUAUUGGAGAAUGAUCGCGAAAGUCCUGCUCAAAUUGAUCAUCUGCUUCAGACCUUUCAUGAGAAGAAAAUUUAUUCAACAGUAGAUCUCUCCAGUGGGUAUUGGCAGCUUGAGGUAGAACCAGAGUCAAGAGACUACUUGUCUUUCAUCUAUAAUGGGCGCAACCUACGCUUCACAAGACUAGCAUUUGGGAUCCGCAAUGCAAUGGCAUUAUUUAUAAAAUGUUUGAGGAGUGCCGUUGGAGAAGAUAUAACCGAAUUCUGUACCCUAUAUGUCGAUGAUGGCAUCAUUUCAUCCCAAAACAUUGAGGAACAUUGCGAACAUCUCAACAUUGUCUUCCAGAGGCUCAUCAAGUGUGGCAUGACCCUUCGACCCUCCAAAUGUGAUCUGUUCAAAGAAAGAGUCAAGUUUUUGGGUCACAUCAUUACACCUGAAGGCAUCAUCCAGGAUGAAGAUAAACUGAAGGCUCUUGAAGACUUUCCCUCGCCUAAUAAUCGUAGACAGCUGCAAAAGUUUCUGGGAUUCCUGCAAUUUUAUCGCAGAUUCAGUCAACAGUUGUCACAUUAUACGGCACAGCUAAGCCAUGUGUUAUCUGCAUCCAAGCCCUGGAAAUGGGGAGUAAAUGAGGAACAAAUCUUUAAAGAAAUAAAAAAGCAAUUUCUAAAUACUGUUAUGUUGAAACACCCUGAUAUGAGUGAGCCAUUUCAUAUCAAUGUGGAUGCAUCACAUUACGCAGUAGGAGCCGAGAUUUUUCAGUUGGAUUCAGAAGGAAACAAAGGUGUUAUUGCAUUUUUUAGUAAAACCUUGAACCAGGCACAAAGGCGUUAUUCUGUGACAGAGAAGGAACUUCUCAGUAUAGUUCUUGUAUGCCUCAAAUACCGAACCUUGCUGCUGGGUCACCAAAUCUACAUCAACACAGAUCAUCGUGCCUUGACCUUCUUCAAAACAGCAAAACUCACCAAUAAUCGUCUAUCCCGAUGGUUCCUAGCCUUGCAGGAGUUCAAUAUCGAGAUGACACACCUUCCUGGAAAAUACAACCAAACUGCAGAUUUCCUAUCAAGAGAAGUGGAUACCACCUACCAGAAUGAGCAAACAUUUACCUGCUACCUGUUGAAUCCUCAUCAAAGCGUGCCUUUCCCAAAAGGAAUACAACCAAUAGAGGAUAUUCCACUUCUGUCUCUCCAGAAACUGCAGGAGGCUCAGGCUAAAGAUAGAAAGAUGGCCGAUAUCUACAGACAGUUGAAGGAUCAUCCCAACACUAACCAUGGGCAUUUUGCAUUCUACAAGCUUCACCAAGAUGUAUUAUUCCAUCGGUCUCAACCAGACUCCUUCAACUGGAAGGUGGCAGUGCCAGAAGAAUUAGCUGAAGAUGUCAUCAAAGAAAUGCAUGAGCGACUAGGGCAUUUUGGAGCUAAGAAGAUUUUGAAGGCUCUUAAGGAUGUUUGUGUCUUCAACAACAUGCAUCGUCGAGUCACCCGUGUAACUACUUCUUGUGAUACAUGCCAGAAAACAAAACAUGAACAUGCACGUCUCCGAGGUGAAAUGCUACCCAUCCUGCCAGAGAAUCCACUAGAUCUACUCUCCACAGACAUCUAUGGCCCUCUACCACGUGGCAUAGGACAGAAGAGAUUUGUUAAAACCUUGAACCAGGCACAAAGGCGUUAUUCUGUGACAGAGAAGGAACUUCUCAGUAUAGUUCUUGUAUGCCUCAAAUACCGAACCUUGCUGCUGGGUCACCAAAUCUACAUCAACACAGAUCAUCGUGCCUUGACCUUCUUCAAAACAGCAAAACUCACCAAUAAUCGUCUAUCCCGAUGGUUCCUAGCCUUGCAGGAGUUCAAUAUCGAGAUGACACACCUUCCUGGAAAAUACAACCAAACUGCAGAUUUCCUAUCAAGAGAAGUGGAUACCACCUACCAGAAUGAGCAAACAUUUACCUGCUACCUGUUGAAUCCUCAUCAAAGCGUGCCUUUCCCAAAAGGAAUACAACCAAUAGAGGAUAUUCCACUUCUGUCUCUCCAGAAACUGCAGGAGGCUCAGGCUAAAGAUAGAAAGAUGGCCGAUAUCUACAGACAGUUGAAGGAUCAUCCCAACACUAACCAUGGGCAUUUUGCAUUCUACAAGCUUCACCAAGAUGUAUUAUUCCAUCGGUCUCAACCAGACUCCUUCAACUGGAAGGUGGCAGUGCCAGAAGAAUUAGCUGAAGAUGUCAUCAAAGAAAUGCAUGAGCGACUAGGGCAUUUUGGAGCUAAGAAGAUUUUGAAGGCUCUUAAGGAUGUUUGUGUCUUCAACAACAUGCAUCGUCGAGUCACCCGUGUAACUACUUCUUGUGAUACAUGCCAGAAAACAAAACAUGAACAUGCACGUCUCCGAGGUGAAAUGCUACCCAUCCUGCCAGAGAAUCCACUAGAUCUACUCUCCACAGACAUCUAUGGCCCUCUACCACGUGGCAUAGGACAGAAGAGAUUUGUGUUUGUUGUAAAAGAUGUCUUCUCAAAGUAUACAAUGUUCUUUGCUAUUGGCAAGAUUACGGGAGAGAAAUUGGCUCAGUGCAUAACUCAGGGGUGGAUGGACAGAGUUGGUAAACCUCACAAGGUACUGGCUGACAAUGCCACCUACUUUCGCAGUAACAAAUGGCGAGAAAUUCUGGAAAGAGAGGGGAUUGAAUUAUCAUUUACAUCCAGCUACAGCCCCAGUGGUAAUCCAGUUGAGCGUAAGAUGUCAGAAAUUUCACGGUUCAUGCGAGCAUACUGCAAAACAGCUCAUCAACAUUGGGUAAAAUAUUUACCAUUUCUGGAGUACUGCCUUAAUCACUCGUACAGUGAUGUGACGGGAUGCACCCCCCAUGAAGCAAUUUUCAAAACCAAAAGUAACAACUUCUUGAAAGAACUAGUUUCUUUUCCCAAUGAGACCACUACAUCACCAAUACCUACUGUGCAACUAAUCCGGCAGAAUCUUGCUAGAGCUGCAGCAAGCCGGAAAAAGUACCAUGAUCGGCGUAUCAAGUCUCACAAGUAUGAAGUCGGACAGGAGCCUUACACCACACCACACCACACCAUACCACACCGGAGAGGCCAGAGGGGAGAUCCGGGUCCCGUGGGACUUGUCGGCAGGGACGGACGCCCCGGGAAGCCGGGACCCCUAGGCAUGGACGGCGAUGCUGGAGAUGAUGGACCUCAAGGAACCCCAGGUUACCCCGGUCUGGCCGGAUUGGACGGUCUUCCCGGUGAUAAGGGACGGCGAGGCCUCUACGGUGACGUCGGUCCCCCUGGACCACCUGGAUUCUUCGGACCACAGGGUCCCCCUGGAGAUAUCGGUCGAGAAGGUCCAAAAGGUCAAUCCGGUGGUUCUUCGUUUAGCGGCCCUCAAGGAGAUGUUGGAGAGCCAGGUACCUCCAACUGUGGUCCCCCUGGAGAUAUCGGUCGAGAAGGUCCAAAAGGUCAAUCCGGUGGUUCUUCGUUUAGCGGCCCUCAAGGAGAUGUUGGAGAGCCAGGAUUGAUGGGCUUCCAAGGCUAUCCGGGCCCAAAUGGCAGAGAUGGUCUGCCGGGCUUGAGUGGCCCCAAGGGAGACGAUGUCUAUGGUCCCGAGGGUUCGCCUGGCGAACAAGGAGACAUCGGACCACCUGGUCUACCUGGACCUCAGGGAGCCAAAGGCGUGGAGUAUCCUCCAGGAAGUCCAGGAUUUCCGGGAAUGAUGGGCGAUAAAGGUUUCCCAGGAACACCAGGUCAACCUGGAGUCAAUGGCAAUCCAGGAAUUCCAGGAUUGAGAGGUCCAGCAGGACCUAAUGGUGAACCGGGAACUUUUGGAGAUCAAGGGAUGAUGGGAGAUCCUGGUGAAAUGGGAAGGCCAGGGCUACCCGGUGACACGGGGUGGCCAGGACCCAAGGGAUCGCCAGGAAGGCGGGGCGAGAAGGGACUGAUAGGUGACCCUGGUUUCCCCUCCUACUACACGCCCGGUCCCAAGGGAGACCACGGUGAACCGGGACAUGUCGGCGCCAAGGGACGCGCUGGAGUCAGAGGAGACUCCGGGGCCUAUGGCUUCAAAGGCAGGAAGGGAGAAAUGGGAUUGAUUGGUGACAUUGGAGAACCUGGAUUGCGUGGCCUAGUGGGAUUCCCGGGUCAAAUUGGAGACCAAGGCCGACCGGGACCAGCUGGAACGCCGGGACUAAAUCCGGAGCCGGGUGAGAAGGGACUGGAUGGUGUGGAUGGCAGACCCGGACGUCCGGGAUGGCCGGGACAGAAAGGAGCUCCCGGGGAGUACGGAAGGGACGGACCUCCCGGUGCUCCGGGACUCAAGGGAUACAGCCCUCAGGGAGAGAAGGGAAUGCGUGGAUCUCAAGGAUAUGCGGUCCCUGGCUCACCGGGAAUGCCCGGUAUUCCAGGUUUACGAGGACUUCCUGGACCAAUGGGACAGAAAGGAUAUCCAGGACGCACUCUCAAUGGCGAUAAGGGAGCGAAAGGUGACGUAGGACCAAUAGGUUUUCCUGGACUGGACGGAGCAAGAGGGGCCCAGGGUGACUAUGGAUCGGUUGGGUGGAAGGGGAGAGUAGGGUGGCCUGGACCCAAAGGAUUGCCCGGCGACGAUGGACUUCCUGGUUUGCAAGGAAUGUUUGGACUCAAGGGUGUGAAGGGUGAAUCAGGAGAGUACUUUUAUUACGAGGCAUCGUUGAUCCGAGGCCAGAAGGGAGAUCGGGGCGAAGAGGGAUUCCCUGGUAUUCAGGGUCCUGAUGGAAAAGAUGGCCGACCCGGUGUGAGGGGAGGUAUCGGAAUGCCGGGAGACGUUGGAUUUUCGGGCGGCAAAGGUCAGAUCGGCCCGAAAGGUCGAAAAGGUGAGGCAGGUGACCCGGGAAUUGCUGGAACUCCGGGACCGAUUGGUGUAAAAGGUUACCGAGGAAACCCAGGACUUCCAGCGCUUCCUCCAAGGCCGAUUCCUCACAGAGGAUUCUUCUUCACCUACCACUCGCAAUCGGAGAUGUCUCCGUCUUGUCCCAAAUACACCACAAAAAUGUGGAGUGGAUAUUCUCUCUUGCAUUUCAUGGGUGACGCCAAAGCACAUGGACAAGAUUUAGGAACACCUGGAAGCUGCUUGCAGAGGUUCUCGACAAUGCCAUUCUUAUUCUGCAACCCGAACAAUGUGUGCAACUAUGCCAACAGAAACGACUACAGCUACUGGCUCAGUACAGAUGAACCCAUGCCAAUGCACAUGAGGCCUAUCCCGGCCAACGAAAUGGUCAAAUACAUCUCCAGGUGUUCUGUGUGCGAGGCUCCAACGAGGGUGAUUGCUAUCCACAGUCAGACAAACAAUGUACCAGAAUGUCCAGCCGGUUGGGAAGAACUUUGGAUUGGUUUCAGUUUUAUAAUGCACACGGACGCAGGCGCGGAGGGCGGUGGCCAAUCUCUGGUCAGCCCUGGCUCGUGCCUGGAGUCGUUCCGGCCAACGCCGUUCAUCGAGUGCCAUGGCGAGGGUCGCUGCAACUACUUCACGACGGCCUACUCCUAUUGGCUGGCGACCAUCGAGGACCGCAGCAUGUUCCGCAAGCCCAAGCAGCAGACGCUCAAGGCCAACAUGCUCAAGUCACGCAUCAGUCGCUGCACCGUCUGCAUACGUGUCAAGCCCAACGAUCCCGUCUUCAACAAACCUAACAAUUACAACUGGAAUGGCUAGUCAACCAACUAGGCCCGGUUGCUAGGAUACUUGAUGAGUCUAAUGAACCAUUAUCAUACAUAUUCUUCAUUUAAUUUCAUUUCAAAACGCCAUCUACAUCUAGGUGCCACCUAUUGGUUCAAUACUCCUCAUUUCAUUUAAUUUUAAAUCGCCAUCUAAAUAUGGGUGCUAUCAUAGCCACCUCUGUAUUAGAGGUAUUAGAGGCUUUGGUGCUACCUAUUGGUUAAAUAGUUAUCAUUGAAUCAAUAAAAUAAUAAAUGAAUAAAUAGUCUUUUUCAUUCAAUUUCAUUUCGAAUCGCCUAGACGAGGGGCACUUCACAAAUGAGUUCGUAUUCUUGAAAGGCCUCGCUGUGAAUUAUUCAUUUAAUACAGCAGACUGUUUAGGAGAUAGUGUUUCAAAGUCAUUUUAAAAAGUUAUGACCUUUCUAUCUUCUAAAUAUUUUUUGGCAGAACAUUAUAAAAUUUACUUCGAAUUUAGAUAGACAUUCAGCCUAUUGGAUUUAAAAGUGUUCUAGAAACCGGACCAUAGAGUAAUAAUGUAAUAUGUUGUUAUUGUAGAAUUUAUUAUUGCUGUUGUUGAAGGACGUUAUUUUACUGUAUUAUGUGGUUGAGAACGAUGGAGUCUAUUGUUAGCUUUUUUGGCUAGUAUAUAAUGUGAGUUUGAUACAGUUGUUUUAUAACGAUUUUUCAUGAUCAAGAGAGCAGAAAAAGUGUACAUUUAUCAUAAUAGCUGUUAUUUUGAAAGCACAAUAUCUUACCUAUCUGAUUGAUCAUCGUUCUAUCGACGCAGCAGUGGGAUGAAAUGAAGUAUCUAUCAAGAAUGUGACUUUUAAUUUAUUGUUGGAUGUGUAAAAUGUAAGUAAUGUGGAAAUUAAUCAAUUCUAUUAGCUUCUGUUGAAGCCUGAUUUAUUAUGUUGUAUCAUGUGAGGAAAAAUUGAAUUGUUGUUGAUGAUGAAGAAAUACAUUUUUAAUGGGAACCUGUAAUAUUUAAAUUAUUUCGGAUGAUGAACGGAUAAUGCAUAGAUGAGUCUGUAACUUAUGCAUAGGUAAUGCAAAGCCUUGUGUAAACCACUGCGUUUCACAUGACGGCGACGGUGUAGAGGUUGAAAUCGUCGUCUUGUGAACAACGUCGCAUUGGUCUGCACAAGACUUAAUGAGGCAAACUUGUUACAUCAGUAAACUUUGAGAAAAAUACAUUUUUGAUGCCUUGUUAAGUGCGCAGGUAUAAGCAACAUAAUAAUUGUAUUAUGAUACAGUCAAAUUGAAUCUGUAACCAUUACAUACAAUACUAUAUUAUUUGUAAUGAAUAUGAGUCAAAAUACGAUUUCCAUUCUAGUUUUUGUGUUGUUUAGGAAAUACAAAGAUUGGACUAUUAUUUCAUAAUUUGACAAAGCAAAUUAUUAUAGAUUUCAGGAUUCUAGGAGAUGAAAAUAUUUAUUGUUGAGCUCAGAUAUCACCACAAAAAUAAGCUGUUCAUUCACAUAAAUAGAAUUUAUUCACCAAUAAAGUUUAAUGCUUAAUGUUAAUUUUAGUUGAAUUACAAAUUACAUGCUUUGAUAUCGAUGUAAAUUGUAAUCGGUGUAAUUUUUAUCAGUUAUUUUUAUAUUCUGUUUAUUCCGUUUUUAUAUUAGUUCUUUAUUGUUAUUGAAUAAUUCCUAUUGUAAAUAUAAUGACCAAUGAUUUUGAAUACUUACUUAAAUGCUUAUUCUCAAUAGACUUUUUAAUUUUUUAAACUGUAGAAUUCAAUUAUUGUCAAUACUGAUCUAAAGGUGAAUUAUGUAAGAUGUGAGUCAGGUAUGUCACACACAAAAAUUGUCAUUAAUCGCAUUUUUCAGUUUCCUCAAUCACUCAACUAUUUUACAGGAAUAGAAAAUCCAAUUUCAAUCUUUAAAGCCUAACUCCCUUUCCAAUUUUCAAUCUCCGAGCAAUUGGUUACUUUAAUUCAAAAAUAACUCAAGUCAACUAAGGCUCUCAUAUUUUGUGUACUUUGAAUAAGUAAAUUUGAUUGAUAUUCACGAGAUAAAUUAAUUUAUGAUUGGUACUUCAAGACAAACAAUAAUUAAAUAUUUGUAAUAAGUAUUAAGCUAGUCAAGUUGAUAACAUGAAUGUGGAUAUUCCAUAUUUAUUAACAUUUAUUUAUGACCAUCAGCAGGACUUCCUAUGGUAUAUUAGGAGGUCCUGCCAUCAGUUGCAUCAUGCAAUCAUAUACCCUACUAACUUCUGUGCCUUUAAUUCUCAGAAGAAUGCAACAGUGCCUUCUAGUUCAUGAUUAUUGUGAAAUGUGUGAUUGGAUAUUCAGCUUUUACAAAAAAAUAUUUAUGCGACACUGCCAUUACUUCAUUAUUGUGUUAUUUUGAAUGUGUUGAAUGUGAUGUGUAUAAUUUUGUAAUAUAAUAUUUGUACCAUAAAUAUAAAUCUACCGUACAAGUA
Molecule: messenger RNA, 12714 nt
Organism: Nilaparvata lugens (brown planthopper)
Lineage: Eukaryota; Metazoa; Arthropoda; Insecta; Hemiptera; Delphacidae
Exons: 37
Coding region: 76-10284 (3402 amino acids)
Biological process (GO): DNA integration; proteolysis
Cellular component (GO): collagen trimer; basement membrane
Molecular function (GO): extracellular matrix structural constituent; aspartic-type endopeptidase activity; nucleic acid binding
Source: RefSeq, a predicted model, not a curated record